Molecule: messenger RNA, 744 nt
Organism: Lotus japonicus
Lineage: Eukaryota; Viridiplantae; Streptophyta; Magnoliopsida; Fabales; Fabaceae
Product: protein NIM1-INTERACTING 1
Exons: 1
Coding region: 107-460 (117 amino acids)
Biological process (GO): regulation of systemic acquired resistance
Source: RefSeq, a predicted model, not a curated record
UGUGUGAAGUACACGGCAGUUCAUUUCGAUUCCAGCAACAAACACCAACCCAAGAAAAGCAUCCAUAUAUUCCUCUUGUACAACCAGAAAUUUCUUUGAAUAUUUGAUGGACAUGGAAAAUAACAAGAGAUCAGAGAUUAUAAGGAACAAUGAUGAUGACGAUGAGAUGAAGAUGGAGAAGUUUUACUCCUUGUUAAGAAGCUUUCGUGAUGCACGGGAUCGUCGCAGAAGGGAAUUGCAAGAUCUUGAGAACAACCAGCUCAGCAACAAAAAGAUCAAGGUAGAAACUGCUGCUGCUUCUUUUGAAUGGCAGGAUUUCACUACCGAGAUUCACUUCAGAAAGCCACCUUCAAUUUUCCCCAAUCCAGUUCCAAGGGACACAAACAAAGUCAAAGACAACAACAAAGGUAAGAAGAAGGAACAACUUCACAAAGAUCUCGACCUCAAUCUGGCUCUGUAGCUGGCGCUCAUAGUUUUCUGUCAAUCUCAUGCUUACAUGUGAUAUUUAAUUUAUUUGGUGGCAAAGGCUUGUUGUGGUAUGUGGGUGAGAAAGAAUGCAGUUUUAAUUAUUUUCUGCUCUUAAUCCUGUAUUGGUUGAACCUACCCAAAGGACACCAUGGAAUCAUGGAUCGACCUUCAAUUAUUUGGUGGGUUUGGACUUUAGAUAUAUACUUUAACUCUCCAUGUUAUUUUCAUCUUAUUUCUUUUUCUAUUAUAUCAGUAAUACUAGUAUUUUUCAUUUCA